AUCCAAGGUGUUUGUAUCAGAGAAGUUUAGCAUGGAAAUUAGUUUUUUUAUGACCUUAAAUAGAAAAUAGUAUUUCAAGCAAAUAUACCCUGAUGUGUUCUCCUUUAUGUUUGCAAAUAGUUUUUAUCCAAUCGCAGCCCGUAUCAUAUCUUCUAUUGGGUAUUCAUUAAAAUAAAUUCAAACUCAUUUAUGACGUGAAUAAGAACACUGUUUGCCCUGUGAAUACUCCAUUCGAGCUAUUCUUUCCGUGGUAACUUAAAAAUCCAAUUUUGUCAAUCUCGCAAACUGCGGUGGUAAAUGUCGUGGCCGCCUUGUACUCGUUUCUUAGAUCACUUUAUAACAUCUGCGUCCCAUUAACUCAAUAUGGCACUUCCCUCCCGAGAUCUCGAAGAACGAAAAAAUGAAAUUUGAAUGCAUGAAGUUAAAAUGAUCUACAAUCUUAUUAGCUCAGCUGCAAACAAGAUUUUCCUCAAUCAUCGAAAGACCGUAAAAAAGCUAAUUAUAUAAAUUAAGCCCUCAAAAGGGGUCGUCGUAUCGUACGGUUGCAGGGCUUAGUUCACUAUUUUGGAGCUUUUUUGUUUUGUGCUGUUUCUUCAAUUCCAUCUUGAAUGAUUCGUGGGUCAAUUGCUGGUCAUUAUGAAGCGUCUUGGACAACUGAAGUUCUUGUGUAUGGGGAUGUUUGUUGUAAUGGUGCUAAAAUCUGUCAGCUCGACUCCAGUCACCUCAAGGACAGAGCGGAUGGAAAGAAGAAGUUUCGAAGAUAGACUGGAAGGUGAUAUCAGGUUGUCGCGAAAUGUAGAAGCCCUGGUCGCUACAGGUGUAGAAAAGAAAGAGAACCGUACGGAACCUGUAACAACGAGGGGAGCUGUGAGUAACAAGAUAUAUCUCUGGAAAAAUGGCCGCGUGCCUUACAUCAUCGAUUCAGAGUUUGAUAGCUAUCCACAUGACAAAGAAGUCAUAAAAGAGGCUAUCAGUGAAGUACAUCGGAUAUCGUGUGUUCGCUUCAUACCAAGGACAGGUGAACAAUACUAUGUUCGUUUCAUUAGAGGCAACGGGUGCUGGUCUUACAUCGGCAAUGUGCAGAAGUCUGGUGGUCAGCCAAUCAGCAUUGGAGCUGGAUGUGGUAUAACUGGUACUGUCUUACAUGAAAUCAUGCACGCCGUAGGUUUUUUCCACACUAGUUCUCGUUACGACAGAGACUCGUACGUCGUCAUUAUACCGGAAAAUAUCAUGCCUGGGCUUGAGAACAACUUUCAAAAAUAUACCCAUGCCCAGUUAGACAGACUGGAAGCGCCUUAUGAUAUGAAGUCAGUGAUGCACCUGCCGAGAAAAGCCUUCAGUAAAAAUGGCUUAAACACGAUGGAAGCACGUGCAGGAUCUUAUAUACCGUUAGGAGGGUCCGACGACCUUUCUGAGAUUGACAAAGCACAGCUUAAUUUACUGUACAGUUGCACAGGCUACCCAAGUUGUUACAAAGCGUUUGGCAUGGAGUCAAAUAAAAUCCGUGACUCACAAAUUACAGCCAGUUCACACAAAACGUACUUCGAGCCUCAUCAGGCCAGGUUACACAUGAUGGCCAGUGCUUCGGGUAAUGGUGCGUGGUGCGCAAGUCAGAGUCACCAACAAGGAGAGUGGCUUCAGAUUGAUCUUGGAGGAAGGAAAAAAGUGACAGGAAUUACAACGCAGGGGAAAGUGGACCUGUUUGUCAACGCUUGGACAACACGCCUUGAAGUGUGGUACAGUCUGGAUAAAUACAGCUGGAAACAGGCUUUCGAUGGAAAGGCGAUUGCCGCAAACUUCGAUAUGAACUCAGCUCAAUAUAACCAGGCGCCAGCACCUUUUAUCGCUCGUUACGUUCGAUUUGAGCCGACACACUGGUACAACGAGAUUUGUCUCAGGGUUGAGAUAUAUGGCUGUGACGCUUGAUGUUUGCAUGCCGUUGCACACCUCUUCAAACCACCUCGAUACGCUGCCAGAUUACAAAUGAUUUUCUUUUUUUCCACUUCAAACUGGUUAGUCAAACCCUCUCAAAAUGACGAGCAACUAGAUCACGUGCCGAAAAGAAAAACAACCUCGCCAAAACGGUCUUUCACUGCGAAAAAACUUUUACGUUCAAACUAAAAUGUUAAUCUCACACGAGACUAAAUAGUUUUUCCAACAAAGGCAAGAAAAUAUUUUUCUUAAAAGGGAAAACCAUUAUUUUUAAAAGCCUACGGAACAUUUGCUACAGAAGUUACGAACAAACUCGUCUGUUAUAUCGAGGUUGUACAUUUAAUUUCUACUGGACAAGGACUUCACAUAGUUUGACUUUAUUCUUUAAGAAACCUUUGAGAUCUAAAUUUCCUCAAGUAGUUAGAGUGUUGUAGAAAAUGAUAUACUGGUUGUAUUCCGCCAUGGUGUGUGUGUACUUAUCAAUAUUUUGCGUUCGAGGGCUGUGCCCUUUGCUAAUGGGGCGAGACUCAAUAAAGAUUAUUUUUUGUUAUUUCUUGGUUGUGGACUUGUGUGGACUCGCGAAAUAAAUUGCUAUGACCAACGCGGAAUAACAUGGCGUAAGGGCCAUAUAGAGAUACCAGACCGACCGCAGCCAAUUUUGAAUUUCAUUAUAUUGCUUCAGGUGGCACACCCGACACAUUGUGAGUUAUAACCCUUCAAAGCUAAAAUAAGGGUGUUUUCUAUCAGAUUAUACCGUUGCUAUGGUACCCCUUUGCAUAUACCAUAUCUUUGAGGCCUUUCAAAUUCUUUUUCUAACAGCUUCAUUGAUUUUUACAGCUGCGAAGUUGUUU
Orbicella faveolata is the source of this 2783-nucleotide messenger RNA. RefSeq names its product hatching enzyme 1.2-like. The record is from RefSeq and is a predicted model, not a curated record. Gene Ontology annotation, biological process: proteolysis. Lineage: Eukaryota; Metazoa; Cnidaria; Anthozoa; Scleractinia; Merulinidae. Gene Ontology annotation, molecular function: metalloendopeptidase activity; zinc ion binding.